Molecule: messenger RNA, 1179 nt
Organism: Fibroporia radiculosa
Lineage: Eukaryota; Fungi; Basidiomycota; Agaricomycetes; Polyporales; Fibroporiaceae
Exons: 6
Coding region: 1-1179 (392 amino acids)
Cellular component (GO): Cdc73/Paf1 complex
Molecular function (GO): protein binding
Source: RefSeq, a predicted model, not a curated record
AUGUCUCGGACACGACCGGCUCACACAUACGGCCUCGUAUCGCUCGACGUGGAGCCAUCGGGGAAGCGUGUUUUGUAUAACAGUCUAGAGGGACUAACGUGCUUGUGGAAUAUCGACAGCGGGAGUCUGGAGGGCAAGUUUGAGAGUUAUGUGAGGUCUGGAUCAGAAUCAAGCGAGCCAUCUUGGUCUGUAUCUCUUAAUCCAAGAGGUGCAACGUACGCCUCUACGGGUGGCACCGGAAAUGUUACCAUUCAUUCAGCAGAGCCGGCUUCAUUUGGCGAACGUCGUGCAACUCUCUCGAGCGGGCGCAAUAAAUUUGGCAUGUACUGCAAAUAUGCCCCAGACGGAAGUAGGAUAGCAAUGUCUUCGGAGUCCGGCCAGAUCUACAUCUUCGAUGCCGCUUCCUCGUCGCUACUGGUGACAUAUAGCUCGCACGCGAUGGCCGUACGAUCUUUGGCAUGGUCCGCGGACUCCCAGCUGCUUCUCUCUGCCUCUGAGGACAAGCGUCUGAUUCUACACGACGUGCGAGCAUCGCCGUCUGGAAAGCCCGGAUCGGGAGCUGUUGCAACACUUGCGGGCCAUUCCUCCUGGGUGCUGAGCACAGACAUUUCACCAGACGGACGAUUAGCGGUAUCAGGGUCCGCAGACAAAACUGUCAAAACAUGGGAUCUUGCCGCUCGCGCGGCUGUAUCAACCAUUCAAGAUACUGGCGAAGUAUGGAGUGUUGCGUGGCGUCCUCGACCGUCAGGACAAAAUGCUGCUGGUUCAUUCUAUGCAGCAGGAAAACCAGCAGACUACCUCGCCUACCUCUCCUCGUCACCAAUCACAGACAUCACCUACACAGCCCCUCCCACACCCACCCUGAUCUCACUAUACCAGCUUUCAAACCUAUACCUUCUCUUUGCACUCAACGAACAUCUGGUCCUCUCGUCUACAUCCAAUCGACGCAUAUGGUGUCGACUCUUGUUUUGUCUGCUCAUUGCUGAUUUCGGGCAUCUUGCUACAAUGAUCCCGCUCGCGCAGGAGAAGGGCUUUACUGCGGUAUUUGUUGAUUUCGCGCGGUGGACCGCGAUGGAGUGGGGAAGCGUGGGUUUUGUGUAUGCAGGCGCAGCCACGAGAAUUUCUUUCCUCGUCAAGUUCUGGCUAAGGGGUGACAAUGCAGGACUCAAGGAGGAUUAA